CUUUUAUUGACUUUGUUCUUUCACUAACCCUACCCUCAUCGUAGGCUUUUUUUUUCUCCAGUUUUUUAACUUGAAGGCGGGAAAAAAGAAAAGAGAAUAAGAUUAUCUAGAAGAGAGCAUAUUCGCAGGAAGAUGAACUUUUCUCCUUAUUCACCUUCGCCAGACGACGACAGACAUUCUCGAACACCCAAAGCUUCUUCAUCGCGAGCAACACAACAACACCAACAGGCCAAUAUCAGCUCUUAUCAAGCUGGAAGCAACCCUGAGUCAUUUGCAGAACAAGGUCUUCUAGGCAAUCAUAGUAGUAGUAGUAGCAGCAGUGGUUUUGGAGGACAACCCACCGUUCGCGUGAAUAAGUAUGAGACAUCUCUACCUAUUCGGGUAGAUGUCGAAGCAUCCUUAGCCUAUCUUGCUGGUCCGAUCACAGGUUUACUGUUAUUAAUUCUUGAGCGACAGAAUGAUUAUGUUCGCUUUCAUGCUUGGCAGUCUUCUUUAACGUUUUCAUCGUUAAUGGUGCUUCAAUUCAUAAUGCUAUUUAUUUCCAACUUUUUAUCUUGGGUUUUAUUCUUUUUUUCAAUAUUCUUAUUGAUAUGGCUGGCGUAUAGAGCCUAUUUAGAUGGAGUGUCGCUGGAAAGAUAUGAGGUCCCCUAUUUUGGACCCAUGGCCUCGGAAUAUGUAGAUGAAGAAUAAUGCUAUCACUACAGCAUAAAUGUUCAACAAAGAUACCUUGGUGAAUAGAGCUGAAGCACAAACACUACUCCAUUAAUCACAGCCAUAUUCAUUUACGUCUACGACUAUACAUUUAUCAGUAAAACAAAAAAAAAGAAAAAAAAAAAGAUAAUAGCACUUUCUGUUUGUUAGAGCUGAUCAACAGCCAUAAAAGAAACGGAUUUUAUACAACUUAUCAAAGUGGCAUAGUUUUGUUCAUUGUCAGAGCAUAAAAAUAUAAAUGGAACAGUAAAGAUAUGGUUUUUCUGCAUGAUCUCGUUGGGAAAAGGAA
This is a messenger RNA of Mycotypha africana, 1000 nucleotides long. RefSeq lists its product as uncharacterized. Bases 133 to 690 code for a protein of 185 amino acids. The transcript has 4 exons. The record is from RefSeq and is a predicted model, not a curated record. NCBI's taxonomy places the organism in Eukaryota, Fungi, Mucoromycota, Mucoromycetes, Mucorales, Mycotyphaceae.